AAAACGUAAGCGUGCGGCAGUGUUGCAAUGGCCUUUGCUGCGACAGCACUUUGCGGCAGCAGGGAGAGCUCGAGGAGAAAGCCAGCGAAUAACGUCGCCGCUUCACGAGCCCUUUUCGCCUCAAUAAUCCGUGGAUUUACGCCUUCUUCGGCGGAGCCACACCCGCGGUGUUGUCGUAUCUCCGCUUGGCGUCGUGAAUGAACUUGUGUCCGACGUUUCCCAAGCGCGAAUCGCCACCUUGAUGCGGUGGGAUGGCCACAGUGCCGCCUGGGCCUAGUAGCGCACUGCCCGCAUCCCCGGCUGAAAGUCCACCUUUCCCCGGGGCUGGGUGCGAAGACGGAGGGCCGUGUCGACCCGGGGAGGACCCCGCGUCGGGGAAGCCGCUCGCCGAAGCCAAGCAACCGGGCAAGAAGAAGCCGAAAAACAUGCUAACUCGAGCUAGCCCGCCGGCGUUGCAUCUCAAAAUGCCAACCGUGGAGCAGCAGCUGCUCAACGGCUUGUCCGGUAGUCCCGUGGAGGAACCGGGGGGACACCUUGACAAUACGAGACCACCCGCGGACGACUGUGACAGCAGCGGCGAUGACGGGACCCCGAACGACAUGGAUCACUGCCAACACGAAGGCCCCCGCUCCAAAAACGGCUGUCACUCGCCGCUGGUUAACAAUAGUAUGAACGGGAUGCCGGCCCGGACGAGAAUUCAGGCGGCGCCGCUCGCUUCCGGGAGCUCUGGGGACACGGAGCAACCCCAGCCGCCCUCGGACGAGCUUGCCCGGCUCGAGUUGGGCGCCUCGCCGCUGGAGGACACCCACGACAUUUGUUAUGUACGCUACGAGUCCGAGCUUCAGAUGCCGUGGAUCAUGAGACUGAUCACCAAGGACUUGUCUGAGCCUUACUCCAUUUACACGUACAGGUACUUCAUCCACAACUGGCCGCAGCUCUGCUUCCUGGCCAUGGUGGAGCAGGAGUGCGUCGGCGCCAUCGUGUGUAAACUGGACAUGCACAAGAAGAUGUUCCGGCGCGGGUACAUCGCCAUGCUGGCUGUCGACUCCAAACACAGAAGGAAAAGCAUCGGUACUAAUCUGGUGAAGAAGGCCAUCUACGCCAUGGUGGAGGGCGACUGUGACGAGGUUGUCCUAGAGACGGAGAUCACCAACAAGUCGGCGUUGAAGCUGUACGAAAACUUAGGCUUUGUGCGGGACAAGCGGCUCUUCAGAUACUAUCUGAACGGCGUGGACGCACUCAGGCUCAAACUGUGGCUACGCUGAGUUUGAGGACGGAAGGGGCGGGGGGGGGACUGGACAAGCGAUCAGCCUGCCUGCCUCAUUUCACUUUUGACACAGACACACACACACACAUCCAUACAUGCAACAGUAUGCACAUUUAAAUGCAUAGACACAUACACAGACACAUGCACACACUAUUCUUGCCCUCCAGGUGUUUUCCAUGAAGGCCCCUUCUUUCUCCCGACAUGAAAAAAAGAUGGAGGAGUGCGGGGAAUUGGAGGCCAGGGUCUCCGAAUGACCUUGAUAACGUUUUUCGACCUUCAAACUUUGGGAGUGGAUGCAUGGACGGAAGAAAAACAAGUAAGCGUGGGGUCUUAAAGACCCAACCCCCCCAAACUUAAUGGUGGAGUUUAUUUUUGUGUUUCUUUUUUAAAAAGUUUGGGAGCGGUCAUGACGCAUACAUACAUGCGUGUGUGAUUGACUGCCCACUUUGGUGUGUGAGUUUAUCAGUUCCCUGUAUGUCCACUUGGUGGAGCUGUUUCUGCCACACACACCUCAAAGGACUGAAGCCUGUGUCAAGACGUGUUAUUUUAUUGUGUGUGUGUUACGGAUCACUCCACGAGCAUCAAACAUCAACCUCCACUUUUUUUUCUUUUUUUUCAAGCUCCAAAAGCUUUCAAAACCCCACCCGCCGCCUCCCCCACUUCCAAAUGCAAUGUUCCUGAGAGUCAGUCAGUUUUGCAAAUUCCAGCUAGCAGAGGGUUCGCCUUCGAGCUUGUUCGCAGUGUUCCGCAUCACGCUGCUGCCGUCUUUCUGUUUUAAGUUCAUCUCAAUGCGAAAAACAAAAACUGAAAACCACAAGACUCUUGUUAAAUGGUUGCUUUCUUCAAAAGAACAAAUGUCAGAUGCACUUGUUUGGAAGUUGUAUGUACGUGUGUCCUAUUUUGAUUUCACUGUGGAUUUAUUUCGUUCUUGUUCAAACAACCCCGUACACACAAAAACUAUUUUUUUUUAAAUGUUCCGCUCGAUGGAAGGAAAACGCAAUUUUCCUUUUUGUAGACGACUAAAAAAAACAAAACAAUUGGAACUCACAACUUAGGGCUGCAUUGAAAGAAAAGAAAACAAUAAUAUUGAAUUUGUAAAAUUAGCUCCAGUAAAAGAAACACUGCAAUAUUAUAAUAAAAAAUCCCAUAUUGAUUUUUUUCUGACAAUGGUGCAACUUUGGAAAGCCAUAACUUGCAAUCUUGUCACAGUUUUGAGAAAUAUAUGAAUGCCAUUUUUGUUAAUUCCCCCCCAUCCCCCCCUUGUCGAUUUGGGGCACUUGCAAUUCAUCUAAAUAUGCAAACACACUCCUGCUGACCUGUUUUUAUCACGCCGAUAUGCUGCCAAAAGUUACGUCAGACGAGGGCAACAAAAAAAUCGUAGUGCCACUUUUUGCUCAAAAGAACCUUUUUUGAGCCCUUUUUUUUUUCAGACUGGCUGUUUACUUAUGCGCUUCUAGAGGUGUUGCCAUGGCGACGGGGCUAAUUGAACCGUCUUCCAUACGUCAAUCUGGACAAAUAAAGCUUGAAUCAGCCGUGCGACUAUUCCCUGAUAUGUCAUAAUACUGUGAAUCGAACAGUGCCGUCGUUUUUUUUUUUUUUUUUUAAGGCAUAGCCUGAGUGCAUCUGACUAAAGGGCUUUGUCGUCUUUAUCAUUUAGAAAA
Messenger RNA from Syngnathus acus (greater pipefish), 2928 nucleotides. It is a transcript of the gene naa30, whose product is annotated as N-alpha-acetyltransferase 30, NatC catalytic subunit. Gene Ontology annotation, cellular component: NatC complex. Gene Ontology annotation, molecular function: protein-N-terminal amino-acid acetyltransferase activity. Lineage: Eukaryota; Metazoa; Chordata; Actinopteri; Syngnathiformes; Syngnathidae. Gene Ontology annotation, biological process: N-terminal peptidyl-methionine acetylation. The record is from RefSeq and is a predicted model, not a curated record. The transcript is spliced from 4 exons. The coding region runs from base 252 to 1265 and encodes 337 amino acids.